Molecule: messenger RNA, 1553 nt
Organism: Lingula anatina
Lineage: Eukaryota; Metazoa; Brachiopoda; Lingulata; Lingulida; Lingulidae
Product: COP9 signalosome complex subunit 1
Cellular component (GO): COP9 signalosome
Molecular function (GO): protein binding
Source: RefSeq, a predicted model, not a curated record
UAACGUGGCCAUUGACUUCCGGUCUGUGACAAUGCCGCUUGCUGCAGUUCAACAGGCGAUUUUCCAGCAGGCUGCUUCCAUUGAGCCUAUGCAGGUAGAUGCUCCAGAGGAAAAUGAAAACAUUGAAGAAGAGCAGCCGUAUGUGGUUGAGAACACCACCCUUGACUUGGACACCUAUGCAGCGAGUUACACUGGACUUGCCAAACUUAACCGUCUGAUAUAUGUAGCUGACCACUGCCCACCACUACGUGUAGAGGCCCUCCGCAUGGGACUGCAGUAUGUGAUGACAACAUACAACACUAACAUGUAUCAACAGAUUCACAGAAAGUUACAGGAGGCAUUGGCUGGACCCAAAGUAAAGAUGGAGGCUGGGUGGUGAUCACUAAACUGAAAUGUGCAGCAGGACUGGCAGAACUGGCCACUAAAAAAUAUAAAUCUGCUGCCAAGUACUUCCUUCAGGCCAGCUUUGACCAUUGUGAUUUUCCUGAGCUCAUCUCUGCCAGCAAUGUUGCAACAUAUGGGGCACUGUGUGCCUUGGCUUCCUUUGAUAGACAGGAGUUGCAAAAACAUGUCAUGGCCAGCAGUUCCUUCAAACUGUUCUUAGAGUUAGAACCUCAGCUCAGAGAUAUUAUUUACAAGUUUUAUGAGUCAAAGUAUGCAUCUUGUCUAAAACUUUUGGGAGAAAUUAGGGAAAACUUACUGUUAGAUCUGUAUAUUGCUCCACAUGUUAAUACGCUGUAUACACAAAUUAGAAACAGAGCACUAUGCCAGUAUUUCAGUCCAUACAUGUCUGCAGAUAUGGGAAAGAUGGCAGAAGCCUUCAACACCACAGUGAAUGCUUUGGAGGAUGAACUGAUGCAACUGAUUCUGGAUGGCCAGAUCAAUGCACGCAUUGAUUCUCAUAAAAUGGUACUUUAUGCAAAGGAUAUUGACCAAAGGAGCUCAACCUUUGACAAAGCAUUACAAAAGGGAAAAGAUUAUCAAAGGAGGACAAAGGCACUUAUCUUGAGAUCAGCUAUGUUAAAAAAUCAAAUUCAUGUUAAGAGUCCUCCCAGGGACAGUGGUCAAGGAGGUGAAAUGUCCAUUGCUCCUGGCAGCACAGGUGCUAGGAACUGAGUGACCAGGACUGUAUACUAAUUCAGCUUUAAUAGCUUGGAAAAUAUAGACUACAAUAUGUAGCAUAUCAACACUGAGAUAGCUACAUGGCAGAGUCAUGUUUAUAGUUGAAACACUUGAACAUAUGUGCUUCAGCAAGUUCCAUGUUUUAAGAAUGCUAUCAUUGUUGUUAUGUUUAAAUACAAAAGACUUUUUGUGUGCAUUCCAACAUUUCCAUUUGUUGAAAUCCACCUUGCUUUUGAUAUAAACUAUUGACAUUGGAUAUGAAAUGAUUAUUUGGUAUGUGUUCCAGAGAUCCAGGUUUCAGUGUGCUGUCACUUACUGCAAAAUUAUGGAAGUAUGAUGGGAGGUCAAACCUAACAUCACGACAAUGACAAUAAAGCAAUGCUCCAAAUUGAGGUGUCAGAAAAGUGUCUAAAUUCAAAAUUGUGAAGGCA